AUGACAGCCGCUGCAACGAUCGCCCGCCCGAACGGCGAGACCCUGCGCGGUAAACAGAAAGAAAAGGACGUGCGUAUGUCCAACAUUAUCGCUGCCAAAGCGAUCGCGAACGCUAUUCGCACGAGUCUGGGACCGCGUGGCAUGGACAAGAUGAUCCAGCAGAGUAAUGGAGAGGUAAUUAUAUCGAACGAUGGCGCCACAAUUUUGAGCCAGAUGCAGGUGUACCACCCAACAGCCAAGAUGCUUGUGGAUCUGUCUAAGUCCCAGGAUAUUGAGGCUGGAGACGGCACUACUAGCGUUUGUGUCAUUGCUGGCGCAUUGCUCAGUGCCUGUGAAGACCUGCUCAUGAAGGGUAUUCACCCCACUAACAUCUCGAAGGCAUUCGGUCUCGCUGCUGUUAAGGCCGAGGAAAUCCUGACGGAGAUGUCUAAGCCCGUGGAGCUCGCCAACCGCGAGGAGCUCAUCAAUUGCGUCAACACAUCGCUGUCGUCCAAGGUCAUCUCCGAAUACGCGGACCGACUGUCUCCCAUUGCGGUAGACGCCGUGCUUAAUGUCAUCGACAUUGCCACAGCUACCAACGUCGACCUGAACACGGUGCGCGUGGUCAAACAACUCGGAGGCACGAUUGACGACUCGGAGCUCGUAGAAGGACUCGUGUUUAGCAAGGGCUUUGACAAGACAGCUACUGGAUCGGGCUCUACCACCAUUGAAAACGCCAAAAUUGCACUAAUUCAGUUCUGUCUUUCGGCGCCAAAAGCAGACAUGGAGAGUAAUGUAGUCAUCAAUGACUAUGCUGCGAUGGAUCGCAUUCUGCGUGAAGAGCGCAAGUACAUAUUGAACCUUUGCAAGAAGGUGAAAAAAUCAGGGGCUAAUGUGCUACUCAUCCAGAAGAGUAUCUUGCGUGACGCCACCAACGACUUGUCGCUGCAUUUCUUGGCCAAGAUGGGCAUUCGCGUCAUCACGGACAUUGAGCGCAAUGACAUUGAGCACAUUGCUACGACACUGGGAUGCCUGCCCGUGGCUAACAUCGAAUACUUGACUCCGGAAAAGCUGGGCACGGCAGGUCUAGUGCAGGAAGAGUCAGUGGGCGGCCACAAGGUUGUCAAGAUCACAGAGAUCAUCAACCCAGGAAAAACCAUGUCGAUCCUUGUGCGCGGUUCCAAUAAACUGGUUCUUGAGGAAGCCGGGCGAUCGCUACACGACGCUCUGUGUGUAGUCCGCUCGCUGGUCAAGAAACGCUUUUUGAUCUGCGGUGGCGGUGCUCCUGAGAUCCAGGUGGCCCAAAAGCUGUCUGCUUACGGCCGUACGCUGGAGGGCACGGCUAGUUACUGUUUGCAGUCCUUUGCCGAUGCGAUGGAAGUCAUACCGUACACACUCGCAGAGAACGCUGGCCUCCACCCGAUUGGAAUUGUCACGGAGCUGCGCGCUAAACACGCACAGGGGCACACGAGCACGGGCAUCAACGUGCGCAAGGGCGCUAUUGGUGAUAUGUAUGAGCUCAACGUGCUGCAGCCUCUCUUGGUGAGCACAAGUGAGAUCUCGCUGGCUACCGAGUGCGUGCGCAUGAUCCUCAAGAUUGACGACAUCGUGAUGGUCCGGUAA
Messenger RNA from Peronospora farinosa, 1602 nucleotides. NCBI's taxonomy places the organism in Eukaryota, Oomycota, Peronosporomycetes, Peronosporales, Peronosporaceae. The record is from the annotation of a GenBank genome assembly.